Paramormyrops kingsleyae is the source of this 1670-nucleotide messenger RNA. Its product is annotated as forkhead box protein Q1-like. Gene Ontology annotation, molecular function: DNA-binding transcription factor activity, RNA polymerase II-specific; RNA polymerase II cis-regulatory region sequence-specific DNA binding. NCBI's taxonomy places the organism in Eukaryota, Metazoa, Chordata, Actinopteri, Osteoglossiformes, Mormyridae. Gene Ontology annotation, biological process: regulation of transcription by RNA polymerase II; cell differentiation; anatomical structure morphogenesis. The record is from RefSeq and is a predicted model, not a curated record.
ACGUGAAAUUAAAGCAGCAUUUUAAUGUAAACCGGUGCGAUCUAAACCUUAAGUCUCGGCCCGCCCCUGUGGGCUGGCCAUGGAGUCGGAAAGUUGAAAUAGUGCCUCCGAAAGUCCCAAGGUGCAUUUUGGAUUUUGCACAGCUGUGAAGAUGGCUUAAGUACCAUCGGUGUCUAUUUAGUUAUACGCCAUGAAGUUUGAGGUUCUGUGCGGGAGCCACUACGAGGAGAAGCGCCUGGAGGUUUGCAGCGCAGCUUCGCCGCAGUCGGGGGAAGAGGGACUCUGCUCCGAUGGGGACUAUAUGGCGAACAGCCCCGGACCGGCAGUAUCGACGCCAAAUGGAAAAGCCAAAUCUUACACUCGGAGACCCAAGCCUCCAUAUUCCUACAUCGCCUUGAUCGCUAUGGCGAUUCGGGACUCGACGACCGGGCGCCUGACUUUGGCGGAGAUCAACGAUUACCUGAUGAAAAAGUUCCCCUUCUUCAGGGGCAGCUACUCCGGCUGGAGAAACUCGGUCCGCCACAACCUAUCGCUAAAUGAUUGCUUUCUUAAGGUGCUUCGGGACCCCUCCAGACCUUGGGGGAAGGACAAUUACUGGAUGCUGAACCCUCACAGCGAAUACACCUUUGCGGACGGGGUAUUCCGGCGCCGGAGGAAGCGCAUCAGCAAGAAGUUCACCAAACCCCAAGAGGUCCUACAGAGCUCCAGCGACGAGGGUGCGUCGACCCCGAGCCCCAGCACGCCGUGUAAGCAGGAUGGAGGUGCUGCAAAGUUCUCUAGCUCUUUUGCAAUUGACAGUAUCCUCAGCAAGCCUUUCAAGAGGAGAGAUGAUGGACAGAGCAGGUUUGGAAGCCCCUCCAUCUACCCGAUGAAGUGGCCCAGGAGUACUGACAUGAUGCCCUGCGUGGUGAACCUCCCACCUGUCGCCGUUUCCCACCAUCCGCCGAUGCUCCAGGUCCGUUCAUACGGCGCUCAUUUGCCGCAUGCGUUCAGGUGUGAGCCGGUCGCCUUGGUGGAUUGCAGACCUGGUGGCUUAAAUGCUCUCCACAUGACCGCGGAUGGCUUACCGAUCACGGAGAUGUUCCUUUGUGGUCGAGCCCCAGCUUCCAGAACGGACAGCUAUCGUUCAUUCAAAAUAGACAAUCUGCUUUCUUAAAAUAUUGGACUUUUGUAUGAGAACUGUACGUAAGCACUGUACAUAUUGUUUAACAAGACGCAAGCAGUUCCAGAGACGCAACUAAACAAGGAGAUUGUUGUACUAACAUGUCUGAAAUUAUCUGGUAAGCUAACAAAGAGUAUAAGUAUAUGAGGAACUAGCGAUCUGCCACAUUCUUAAAUAUGUUUCUUCAUGGAUAUUGCGGCAUUUGUGUGGCAAAAUCCAAUUGUGGGUGUCUUUAUUCAAGCAGGUGUUAUUGAAGAAUGACGUUAUUGUGGUUUAAAUGUCAUAAUGACAAUUUUCAAGCGGUACUAUAGGAUGUACACUGGGUCUAUUUUAGAAAAAAACUUUUCACAUUUCUGUUUUUGAAACAUGCAUCAGAUUUAUUUUUAAUAUUAAAAGAGAAACUGCGAAAGAGUUUGUAGCUGUAAGUAUUGUCAGUACCUUCAGCGAAGUUGCAAUCGGAAUAAAAUCGCCUGUCACUGGAGCCCGGUGAAUUAGUGUUUCAAAAGUG